Molecule: messenger RNA, 850 nt
Organism: Gamsiella multidivaricata
Lineage: Eukaryota; Fungi; Mortierellomycota; Mortierellomycetes; Mortierellales; Mortierellaceae
Exons: 5
Coding region: 86-772 (228 amino acids)
Biological process (GO): rRNA processing
Cellular component (GO): nucleus; preribosome, small subunit precursor; preribosome, large subunit precursor
Source: RefSeq, a predicted model, not a curated record
CCUUGCCUUACCUACUGCUGUAUGGCACGGUAGUCAAAGAGCGUUGCCUUCUCCUUUUCCCCACAGUAACACACCUCGAGUAACCAUGGUCGUCAUCGCCUCUGCAAAGGACUCCUCAUCCCCAUUCGGAAAGAAACUUGCCGCCAAUGACAAGAAGACUAGAGAUAAGGCGGUCAAGGCCCUCGGAAAGUGGAUUUCAAAGAAGAAUGAUUUCACACACUUGGAACUCAUGAAACUCUGGAAGGGUCUCUUUUACUGCGUAUGGAUGUCCGAUAAGCCGAUCGUCCAGCAGCAAUUGAGCGAAACAUUAUCGUCCUUGAUUCUCAAGGUCCCCCGGGAAUCUGUGAUGGCCUUCAUUGCAACGUUUUGGGAGACUAUGUGCGCCGAAUGGCACGGCAUUGACCGUCUGAGACUUGACAAGUUCUACUUUUUGUUGCGUCGCUUCACCUCAUAUUCCUUCCGCAUGCUCAAAGAGAACGAAUGGGAACUGGAAACGAUCGAGGAAUACAACAAUGUCAUGGUUAAUGGACCACUAAACGCAACAAGCCCAAAAGUUCCUGAUGGAAUUCGCUACCACCUUAUUGAAAUCUACCUGGAGGAAUUGGAAAAAGUCGUCGACGUGGCUUAUUCAGGAGAAGUACCAACAGCACAUGUUCUUCAACCCAUGUUUCAGCUUUUGGGAAAUACUAUCAACGGAAAGGUGUUCAAGAUGGUGGCAGAGGAGGUUUUCGAGGCCAUUUUGAAAAAGACUGGUAAGCAGGAUGAACGAUAAUCUAGAACUGGGAAGAAAUGUUGUAUACUUUUACGACACACCAAUGACUGCAGUACUAAUAUUUAUUUUGUCUUUGCU